Molecule: messenger RNA, 2226 nt
Organism: Pelobates cultripes (western spadefoot toad)
Lineage: Eukaryota; Metazoa; Chordata; Amphibia; Anura; Pelobatidae
Source: the annotation of a GenBank genome assembly
GAACUGACUGUGGGUGUGUGGUCCCCCUCUCUCUUCUUACCACAAUACUACCUUUUCUCUCUAAUAUUUGUAUUACUUUUCUCCCCUUCUCGCCUCUUGUUUCCCUCCUCUCCCACCCUCGCUACCUCUUCCUGCCCCUCAAGCCAACACUCAACCAGAGCACUAAACAUUCCCAACACCAAAACGUCAAACAACUGGAGGUGCAGACACACCACUUCCACAUAGUAACAUCCUACCCAAGCACAUCGCAACCCCACACACACAAUGUACACCGAUCACUGAAACGCCACCUACACGACAACAAACACACCCCAAGAGUCUGGCUUGAUGCAACCCAUGUCAGUCCAUAACCCUGGUCAGACUAUUUGCCCCCAAAGGAACCAGGGUCAAAAGACGAAGUACCAACCCAAACUUGGGAACACUCUUUAGCCACUAGACUCCAAGCCUAAACCCUCAAAGAACACUCAAAUGUUGCACCAAGAUGUAUGUAUGUUGGCAAAAAAACUAUUGUAAUCUCUCACUGUUCUCAUACCUUUGUAACGCCUUGUUUAUCUGACCUGAAAUCAAAAAUCUUUAAAAAAUAAAAAGGGUAGCUGUCAACAAUGGGUUAAUGUGUGAACCAGUUCAUGAAAUGAAAAAAAGGAAAAAUAAAAGCAAACAUAACCUUUUUAAAAGAAAAAAAUCUUUAUAUAUAUGAAAAGUUUUGCAAGUGCUGUGCUCUAAAGAAGCUUUUGGAGAUCUUCCCAAAUAUUCAAAACAGGAAAAUAUAUCCUAAGGAGGCCAUUUAACAAGGCUCCCGAAGGAACAUUGCCUCAUAUAAUGAAAAACAUUAUAGCAUUAGUUGUGAUUAAUAAGACAUUCUUCCCCUACACACACAAUCAUCUGAAUUAACGAAGACUUUAGUGUAAGGUCAUAGCCCCACUGGCUACACUGAUUAUCAGGUUAGCUCCAGCUUGUAUUUAGGGCAGAUGCAAUAAUUUUCUAUUUGUUAGUUUAAAAAAUAGUGGUGUUUUUAUGAGAUACAGUAUAAUUGCUGUACACAUUAAUUAGUGUACAGAGCUUUUCAACCUCUUCUGUAGAUACAUUCAUACGCAUGAAAGUAUAGUUAAGUGUUAAAUCCCUAGAAACACUGGUUAGUCACUGAAUUGAAGUGAAUUAAAGAUCAGAUUACAAAAUUUAGCCACAUUUAUGCAAGCCAAAUGUUUGUAGCUAAUAUGGGGGAACUUUUCCAAAUCAGCUAUUUUUACCUUUAGUGGGACAAUUUGGUGUUCAAUUCACUUUUAGUCAGUGUUUAGAGAACAAAUGUAGUACUGUCAUAUAAAUGUUGUUUGCCUAACUUGGUUUUAAACUAUUUCGCCAAUUCAUGCAAUUUUCUCUCUUUAUCACGUGAAAAUCUGGCAGUUUUUCUGUGCGGAGUAGGCCAUGUUGGAAUUAAAUCAUAUUUUUGGUUAAAAAAAAAAAAAGAAGCUGUAUAGAAUGUAUGAUGUCAUCAGCAAAUAAUGCGCUGAACAGGAGAGCCUGGAAUUUUUGGUGUGUCUGAGUGUAUAACAGAGAUCCAUAGCAGUAAGACUCAGUGUUAGGGAUCUCUAAACCACAAUGAAUGUAUUCAGGAAUUAGCUUGGGUAAAGAAUUUCAAACAUGGAGAGGGGUGUUACAGGUAUUUCUGUUCUCUAUCUACUUUUCGUGUAUGAUAAAGUGCACAUUUAAAUGAAAUCCUACAGGUAUACAUCAUACCUUCCAAGUUUCCUUAUUUAGGAGACAGUCCCUAAUUUUGCUCCAUAAUCCCUCAUCCUUCUUUUUUAUCCCAAUGCCCCACUUUUGCAAAUUCAUAGAGGGUUAUUCACUAAAGUAAGAAUUUAAAGUGAAUUUUACAUUUAAAGUCAAAAUAACCGAAGCAGAAGCAUUCUCUAAUUCAACUAUGAUUCCAGUUUUGUACUUUGGCCUUAAAUUUGACAUUCACUUUGAAUUCUCACUUUAAUGAGUAAUCCUGUUAGUGUUAUUGGUGUGUAUAAGUGUAUCACAGAGCUCCACAGCAAUACUACUCACAGUAAUGGAUUUUUAAACAACAAUAAAUGUGUUUAGAAAUCAGUCUGUGCAAAUAAGAUACAUUGUUCUAGUUCUACAUUACUAAUAAUAAAUGUAUUUAAAAUGUAAACAACCCUGCCCCUGACCACACCCCAAAAAUACAAGCGUCCCUCUUUGUUCAUUUAGAUGUUGGCAAAUAUG